Messenger RNA from Larimichthys crocea (large yellow croaker), 1450 nucleotides. It is a transcript of the gene ciiih5orf34, whose product is annotated as chromosome III C5orf34 homolog. The coding region runs from base 122 to 1375 and encodes 417 amino acids. The record is from RefSeq and is a predicted model, not a curated record. The transcript is spliced from 11 exons. Lineage: Eukaryota; Metazoa; Chordata; Actinopteri; Sciaenidae.
GCCGUGCGGCUGUGAGUUCGUGCUGGUGAGACCGGCGGGAGACCCGACCGGACACCCGCUGCAGCCCGCGGAGAGAGUCCGGCAGAGGAGCCGGUUCACCGUCAGCACGAACAAGGAGUUGAUGGUGACUGCGUUGACGUUCAGGAAUAAAUACGCCAGUCGGCCGUACCUGCCAGAGGAGAUCAUCCCUGCUGAGCACAAGAAGCCCUUUUUCAGCAUCGACUCGGACGUGCUGUGGCCCGAGUUGUCUUCCUGCGAUGCCGAGUUCAGACCCGGAGGCGAGACCAUCGUCAGGUCGGAGGAGGGGCGAGCCGUGCUGACGCUGUCGCCCUCGGGGGAAGAAUUCUCCGUCGAGUUCACGUGCGGCCUCAGUCGGAGUCAGACUCGGCACCAGAGCACUCAGGGUAGCCCAGGCAGUCAGCAGCAGCCAGAGGUGGUGCACCAAUCCAACUCAGUGAUCCAGCAUCACUCCGGCUGCGCUGUCGCCGCCGCCUGGUGCUACCCUCUCUCCUUGGCUCGCCAUCUCUGGACGGCUCGUCUCUGUAAACCCGAAGACGUCGCCCAGGCACGCAGCAGAACAAACACGUCAGACAUAUCCGAUGUAGAAAGAAGGUCUCACCUUCCUCGGGCGCUGCCUCUCACGUGUGCGUCGCCUCACUGGCACAGGUGGAAGGUUACGGACUCCCUCGACAAAAAAGCACACACGGACCAAGAUCUUCCUGCAGAGCUGGUAAAAGUGAUGUGGUGUCACGGAGUCACGUACAGGAUACUGAGCGGAGCUGUCACAGUCGUGGAGAUUUCCCCGGGAGAUGGAUCAGUCAUCCGGUCUAACGGCGUCCUCGACACUUAUUUCAUUCAUCACAAACCUGAGCUCCUGUCAGGGCAGGUGAAAGAGGUAACGUAUCAUCUGAACAACCUUCCACCUGAUGUACCCGGACAGCUGUUCUCCGUAUCCUCCAUCGUGAGUCGGGCAAGCAGGAUCUUAACGUGCUACAAUGAGGCCAAACAAUCGCUGAAGCUCCCUGCCACACCCAGCUGCUUACAGGAGGGUUUCCAUUCCUCUAAACCAGCAAUGAUUGAAGAAAAUCUGUCCAACCGUGUAUCUGCUGAGCAGCAUGUGAAUGUCAGAGAGACAGCAGAAAGUCGGUCAGAUCUUGUAGCUGCAGAGCUGGAGAAGAUAAAGCGAUUCAACUUUCUGCUGGAGAACAACCACCUGCUCAGGACUGAGAAACGACGUGCAGAACCAGAAGGCAGCCAUGCAGAGGAGGCAGCUCAUGAAGCGGUGAGCGAGGACUGCAUCGCUGAAGCUCUUCGGAGGACGUCCAAAGCCAUACAGGAUAUUGAUGCUCUCAUAUCUGCAACAACGCCGACUUGAAAGAGUCACCAGAGGACUGGCAGCACUUCAUGUAUAUAAAAUGAUGUUGAACUGAAAAUAAAAGAUUUGUCUUCA